Hepatospora eriocheir is the source of this 210-nucleotide messenger RNA. The record is from the annotation of a GenBank genome assembly. Lineage: Eukaryota; Fungi; Microsporidia; Hepatosporidae.
AUGACAGGGGCUGUUUAUAAACAAAUUUUAGCAAAAAAUUUGAGACAGUUAGCUAAUGAAAUAGAUAUUGUUGAAUCAUUUAUUUUUAUGCAUGAUAAAGAUCCAAAAUACACUUUAGGAGUUGUUAAAGACUGGAUUGAUGCAAAAGAAAUUGAUAUCUUACUUUUGUUAUCUCAAAACUCGGAUUUAAAUCCUAUUGAGUAUAUAUAG